AUGGAGCCGCCGUCAACGAGCGUGGCCUUUACUGGCACAAACCAACAAGGGUUCCAGAUUGGUGUGAACCAUGGCCAUAUUACGGUACCAUGCCCUCGGUCCAACGCACACGCUCAGGCACAGAAGAAGCAAAUAAACCUCUCCGUCCUGCGGAAGUUGGAGAGGCUCCUGUUCACCCCUGGCUCGCCGAGGCGGGCCGCCCUCUUGGUCUCGGUGGCAUCGGGUGCGGUCGCCCUCCGGCUAACAUGUUCUUUCGCCAGCGAGACCAAUCCCCGGGUGAGGCCAACAACGCUCUGUAUCGAAUCCGCGGCCGAAAAACCGUGUAGAGUCCCGUAUCGAGGGCACACUCGCACGCUACCUCCCCGAUUGCGCACACGGCACAAUUCUUGUGACGACCAGAAACAAACAAGCCGGCGCAAGACUGACCAAAGGCGGGCCUCUUAUCGCGGUCGGGGAGAUGACCGAAAACGAGGCCACCGAGUUACUUUGUCGGCACGCACAGCUCCGCAGUGCCACCUCCGAGGAGCUGUCGUGGCUCUCUUCUCAGUUGGGGCCUUGCCCCUUGCUCUUGUCCAAGCGGCAGGGUUCGUUCAGGAAAACGACCUGACAGUGUCGGAGUACUCGGAGCUCUUAGAAACGAACGAAGAGCACUUCCUCGACCUGCUUAGUGAGGAGUAUGGGGAUCACGGGAGGGACCCUGAAACUCCCGACGCAGCGACUAGGACGUUGUUCCUGUCGUUUGAACAGAUUCAAGAGCGCAAUCCCCUAGCGGCGGAGAUUCUCUCUCUCAUGACCCUCUUCGACCGCCAAGAGGUUCCCUGGGACUUUCUAACCACCUACCACACAAACACGUACGGCUCGAGACCAACACAGGAGGUCGAACUCACAAAAGCGUUGGGGGUUCUCACAGCAUUCUCGCUCAUCGUGAGGGCCAUGGACCAGACAUACAGCAUGCACCGGCUGGUACAGCUGGCCACUUGGAAAUGGCUCAAAAGGAAAGGGAUGGCGCAGCACUUUGCGGAAAACGCACUCCUCGUCGUCUCACAGGCCUAUGCCUUCUAUCCCUACACCAACUUGGACAAUCUGGACGUCUGCAAGGAAUUCCUCCCCCACGUGUUCGCCGCGCUAAAGGAGCCCACCGUAUCCCCAGACAAGAAACUUGCGAGAGCGUCACUUCUAGCCAGCGUCGCCGGAUUUCUCGACUUGGGCAACUGGGUCGUGGUGGAACUUCUGUUCACGCAGGCGUUGGACAUACGCAAAGAAUUACUCGGCGGCGGGCUCGACGACCACGCGCUGAAAUGCAUCCACGGCAUAGCGCAGAGUUACUACCGACAAAGUCGGCUGGACGAGGCAGAGGCGCUGUUGAUGCAGGUCAUCGAAGCGUCCAGCAAAGUGGCAGACGAGAUGUACCCCAACACUCUGCUGCUCAGCGUGACCACGCUAGCCCUGGUCUAUGGGGAACGGAAGCAAUGGAAGCAGGCAAGGGACCUGCAGAUACAGCUAUACGUAAUAGCGCGGGACAUGCAGGGCGAGACGCACCUGAAUGCACUACACCGGAUGUCUGACUUCGCAACGACCCUCUAUUUUGUCAAUCAUCUCGCGGCCGCGGCGGAGGCGGAUACCAUGGUCAUGGAGGGGUAUAAGGCGGCAUUGGGGGAGGACCACUUCACCACGAUGAUGGCCAAGGGCUGCCUGGCUGGGACUUUGAUAGCUCAGAGUAACUUCCGAGAGAUACGGAAGAUCCGAUACUUGCUCCUGGCGGCGACACAGACGAACUGGGAGUGUCCGUGGGACGACAUAGACAACAAGCUGGAGGAUGAUGUCGACAGGCUUUCAACUCUGUAUGGUGAAGACCGGUUGGAUGAUGUGAGAGCAUCAGCGGAGUCCGCGGCUAAGGCCGAAGUGGAAGAGCUCCCGGAAUGGGAGAAGUAUAUGCCGGUGGUGAAGAAGACACGGGAGACUUUUGUGAAGUGCACUAGGCCCGGCUUGUGGGAGGAGGCUGAACCACUGCCGGUGGAAGCCAUCAAAACCUUCCAAGAAGAAAACAAUUGCGGGGACGCGAUGGUGAUCGACACGGCGGACGGACAACACAACGUCGGGGGAGUAUUUAACUUCAGGCAACGAUGCGACGACCUUCGCCGACGAGUGUUCGCCUUGACUCGUUCUAAUCCUUCUUGA
Messenger RNA from Chaetomium globosum CBS 148.51, 2178 nucleotides. RefSeq lists its product as uncharacterized. The record is from RefSeq and is a predicted model, not a curated record. The transcript has 4 exons. NCBI's taxonomy places the organism in Eukaryota, Fungi, Ascomycota, Sordariomycetes, Sordariales, Chaetomiaceae. Gene Ontology annotation, molecular function: protein binding. Bases 1 to 2178 code for a protein of 725 amino acids.